Cricetulus griseus (Chinese hamster) is the source of this 2294-nucleotide messenger RNA. The record is from RefSeq and is a predicted model, not a curated record. Lineage: Eukaryota; Metazoa; Chordata; Mammalia; Rodentia; Cricetidae.
CCUUAGGGCUUCCUGUUGGCCGGUAGGGUUAGCCACAUUAUGGCAGGCAGAUCCCGUCAAUGAUUCUUCCUGUGUUGAGAGCUGGUCUUUGACGUGGAUGAGCUCUGAGAAAACACCGGCUGGGAAGCCCCUAAGCGAGACAACAGAACUCAUCUUUACGGGGGUACCUGUGACCCCUGACUCCAGAGAUCCUGGGCCAGCCAAGGCAGAAGGCGGGACCAACACCCUGGAAGAGAACCAGAAGGCAGAGGCAGAGAAAGCCCCAGGCCAGGCUGGCCAGGCUAAGGUGCAAGGGGACACCUCCCAGAGGAUCGAGUUCCAGGCUGUUCCCUCAGAGAGAGCGGAGGUGGGGCAGGCCCUCUGUCUCACUGCCAGGGAGGAAGACUGCUUCCAAAUUCUGGAUGAUUGCCCGCCACCCCCGGCCCCCUUCCCACACAGGAUCGUGGAGCUGAGAACCGGAAAUGUCAACAGUGAAUUCAGCAUGAACUCAAAGGAGGCGCUGGGAGGUGGUAAGUUUGGAGCCGUGUGCACCUGCACUGAGAAAGCCACAGGCCUUAAGCUGGCAGCCAAGGUCAUCAAGAAACAGACUCCCAAGGACAAGGAAAUGGUAUUGUUGGAGAUUGAGGUCAUGAACCAGCUGAACCACCGCAACCUGAUCCAGCUGUACUCGGCCAUCGAGACCUCACAUGAGAUCAUCCUGUUCAUGGAAUACAUCGAGGGCGGCGAGCUCUUUGAGAGGAUCGUGGAUGAGGACUACCAUCUGACUGAGGUGGAUACCAUGCUGUUCGUCAGGCAGAUCUGUGAUGGGAUCCUCUUCAUGCACAAGAUGAGAGUCCUGCACCUGGACCUCAAGCCAGAGAACAUCCUGUGUGUGAAUACCACUGGCCACUUGGUGAAGAUAAUUGACUUUGGCCUAGCACGGAGGCUCUCAAUCUCUCUCAGGUAUAACCCCAAUGAAAAGCUGAAGGUGAAUUUUGGGACCCCGGAGUUCCUGUCACCUGAGGUGGUGAAUUAUGACCAGAUCUCUGACAAGACUGACAUGUGGAGCCUGGGGGUGAUCACCUACAUGCUGCUGAGUGGCCUCUCCCCCUUCCUGGGAGAUGAUGACACAGAGACCCUAAACAAUGUCCUGUCUGCCAACUGGUACUUUGAUGAGGAGACUUUUGAGGCUGUGUCGGAUGAGGCCAAAGAUUUUGUUUCCCAUCUCAUCAUGAAAGACCAGAGCGCCCGAAUGAGUGCGGAACAGUGCCUUGCUCACCCCUGGCUCAACAACCUGGCGGAGAAAGCCAAACGCUGCAACCGCCGUCUGAAGUCCCAGAUCCUGCUUAAGAAAUACCUCAUGAAGAGGCGCUGGAAGAAAAACUUCAUUGCUGUCAGCGCAGCCAAUCGCUUCAAGAAGAUUAGUAGCUCCGGGGCACUGAUGGCUCUGGGGGUCUGAGCCCAGAGCAGCUAAGCCUGGACGCAGCUGCACAGUGGUCAAGGCUGAAGCCACACAGCUCAGAAGGCCAGAGAGAGCCGGCCAGAUCUCUAGAGGAGGCUGGUCAGAGUAAAGUUGCACCAGGCCGGGAGGCUUGGGCUCCCCAGGCCCUUAUUCGAUACCGCUUCUCCUAUGUAAACAUGGAGUGUGGCCUGGAAUCUAUCUUGCUAACGCCUCCUCAGACAGGGCUGUGGCCCAUCAGCCCCACCCAGACUCCAAGGACGUCCAGGCCAUUCCCUAUUCUCUCCCUAGCUUCCCCCUUUGAACUGCUGCCCUGUAGCCUCUGCUUUGCCCCACCUGGGGCACCCUUGCCUGGAGUGGGAUGGCUGGGGGUCCAGCAGGUGGGCUGCUGGGUGGUGGGUGGGAAGCUUCUAGUAGGGUAAGAAUGCAGACCAGCUGCUAGGGGAGACAGAGCGGGCUUUGUGUGAGACGACCUCCACGCCCUGCCUCAUACUCCCAACAGAUCAUCUGGCCUCCUGGCCCCCACCCACUGUUUUGGUGACCACCAACACACAGGAACUCUGUAAGAGAAAGCCAGCCCAGGCCUGGAGUGGUGGAGGUGGUAGUGGUGGUGAUGGUGGUGAGAGGCCUGGGAGACAUAAGACUACCCCCAAGUUCAUCUGAGGACCGAGUCUUCCCAGCCUGGCUACUCUGUGCUCAUCCCAGGGGCAUUCACAACCCCAGACACAGGAAAAAAACGCCAUGGCCCAUGAGGAAUAUGAAGCCACCGGGAAGUCCCCAACCUGCUCUCAGCUUGUGCCGUGUAAAUAAAUACACAGGUUGGAGGCAGCCUCCUUCCCUCUGCACGCGUGCAUAA